This is a messenger RNA of Lactuca saligna, 1011 nucleotides long. The record is from the annotation of a GenBank genome assembly. Lineage: Eukaryota; Viridiplantae; Streptophyta; Magnoliopsida; Asterales; Asteraceae.
AUGUUUCUUGGAAUUUUGCCUGUCAAUCGCUUUAUUUUCCAUGAAGAUACAAGCUCUUCAGAUACUCUGGUUAAAGACAUCACUGACUCCCUUCCCGUCGCUGCGAUCGGUCUUCCUUCUCCUUGCUGCGGUCGGUCUUCCUUCUCCUCGCCGCCGUCGCCACUGCUUCUUCCACCCUCGCCGGCGUCAGACCUUCUUUAUCCUUGUGAACAUCCUUUUCUUCCUUCCCGUCGCUGGCAUCCUGAACUUGUUUGGAAGCCUUAUCAACAACUACGUGACUCAGUUAAGUUGUAUGUUGUCAAGCAAAGCAACAAAUCUUGUGAGCCUCUAAGCCCGCCUCAGCAGGUACGUACUGCUCCUAUAGUUGUAUACACUUCCAGGAAAGGCUCAUCUGCAGCUGGGCUUACUGCUUCUGUCAUUUGUGAUAACAACACUGUAACUUUCUUAUCUUUUUACUUUUUUUUAUACAAAUAUUCUACAACACCCUUCCAUAUUAGGGCUGCCAUACAUGAAGCCAUGGAACAAAAAACAAUAUCCAUAACCAAAGCAGGAAUAACAACAAUUCUGAAUUCCAGGACUUCUGUAUUAGCUGCAACAAACCCUCCAUCAGGUUGUUAUGAUGAUCUCAAAACUGCACAAGAUAACAUUGACUUACAUACUACAAUUCUUUCAAGAUUUGACCUCAUCUUCAUUGUCGAAGAUAUAAACAUGUUCAGCCAAGACAAGAUGGUAGAGGACUUGUACAAAUUCUUCUUGUUGUUGGAGCUGAAGCUACUGCUCAAGACACGCAACAUGGAGAUUAUUCCUUAUGCUGGAGUUGAUGUGAACAUAAGGAAUUUGCAAAAAACCAUUCCUUUGCAUGUGGCAGUGGCAAGAGGAUCAAAAUCAUGUGUUGGAAUGCUUCUUUCUGCAGGUGGUCUGGUAGAAAAAGGCCUUCCCUUUCCUUUGCUGAGUAUUUCCUCAGUAGUUUCCUGCUUAGCAUCGCCCUCUCCAAAUCCAUUACCCUUGUGA